This is a messenger RNA of Neodiprion virginianus, 2366 nucleotides long. RefSeq names its product tryptophan--tRNA ligase, mitochondrial (gene TrpRS-m). The transcript has 8 exons. The coding region runs from base 976 to 2316 and encodes 446 amino acids. Gene Ontology annotation, biological process: mitochondrial tryptophanyl-tRNA aminoacylation. Gene Ontology annotation, molecular function: tryptophan-tRNA ligase activity; ATP binding. Gene Ontology annotation, cellular component: mitochondrial matrix; mitochondrion. The record is from RefSeq and is a predicted model, not a curated record. Lineage: Eukaryota; Metazoa; Arthropoda; Insecta; Hymenoptera; Diprionidae.
UUCUUCAAAUGCCUGCAUCGCGGUUUCUGGCGCGCGAUAUAAAUGAAGCAACGCGUAUCGCGUUACACAAAAUCGCUCUUGAAACCCUUGUGUAUAUAUUUAUCCGAGCCACGCAACGGAUUUGCGAUAUUAUAAACAAUGAAUGAACGGUGGAAUGCGUUAGUUGGAUUCAAUACUGCCAUCAGCAGGUGACGAAAUAUGCUCUGUCAUGAACUUCGAACAAUUCUCUAUCCAUGUUUCAAGGUACGAGGGGCAAGCCCUGGUUCUAAUAUCCUCGACUCAAAAUGACCAGGAGACCACCACGCAACGGUUCUGAGCUAGUCAGCGAUAGUGAGUCAACGCUUUCGCUGCACCGUCGCCUGUCUUUCGGAACUUGGACCUACGCAGAAACAGCUGAUGAUCUGUAUAGAGGGUACUUGCACAUUUUAUUAGGCGAAAUAAAAUAUUGCCUGGUUUGAAAUGUGAAAAUUAAUGUUGAUUCCCGGUUCAGAAGACCCCGAGAGAAGGCUUUGCGCCUCUGAAGAAUCACAAAUUUCAUCCUAAUUAUGAUAACACUGGACGUUUCAAAUUCAGAAAUUUGUUUUACUAUUUUGUAACUCACAUUAUUAUGUAUCAAAGUUAACUAUAAUUUAUAACUCAAUCAGAUUCUAUGCUUAACUUUAAUAACUUUAUUUGUGACUUGGUCAUAAGAUUUUCAAGCUCAUUUAUAUGCAUUGUGUUUUUAUAGAAUUUCCUCCGAAAGGCACGAAAUUUAAGAAAAUCAAAUUUUUAUGGACAAAGUUAAAAAUUUAUUGAUUCGCCGCUUAUUAUUAUUGACUGAUAAUUAUCUUUAUCUAGUACUUCUGUAAUAUUAUAGUGUGAUCUCCAGAAUACAGUUACACUGCUGAUUUUAAUUUCACGUUACUUUUAUUAGUAAAUAUUCUUCAAAAUUAGGUACCAGAUAAAUUUAAUUCGCGUCCACAAAAAUGAUUUGUGAUGGUCGGAGAAUCGUUUUCGGCUUUACUGGUAACUCUAGAUCAUUUUAUCAGUCGGUGGUUUAAAGACCUGUGUCCGGCCGUCGCAGCAGAAGCUUUUGCGCGAAACUCAAAUGCAUUUUCGCAGACAGAACUAACCUAUAACGUAGAAUUUUCUGCUAUUCUUACAAUUUGCGGACUAUUAAGGAUGUUUAAAAAUCUCAGCUGCAGUAAAAAACUGUCCGGAAAUCUGAGAGUAUUAGCACUGAAUAAACCCACAGGAAAGAGAUGUUCCAGUAAAAAGGCAGCACCCAAUUACCUACCGAGGAUAUUUUCUGGUAUUCAACCUACCGGUGACGUUCAUUUGGGAAAUUAUUUAGGUGCGAUACAAAAAUGGGUUGAACUUCAAAACUCUAAUCAGGAUGUCAUUUACAGUAUUGUGGAUAUGCAUUCCAUUACUUUGCCACAGGAUCCAAAAGCAUUAAAGCAAAACAUUCUAAACAUUACUGCGACAUUAUUGGCAUGUGGAAUUGAUCCCGAUAAAAGCAUUUUGUUUCAGCAAUCUACAGUUUCUAUGCAUACUGAGCUUUGCUGGAUUCUCAGUUGCUUGACCACUAUGCCACGUCUAGCACACCUGCCUCAGUUCAAAGAAAAAAGUGCGACAGUAAAAGACGUUCCUCUCGGGUUGUAUAUUUAUCCUGUCUUACAGGCAGCUGAUAUUUUGCUAUACAAGUCAACACAUGUACCAGUUGGAGAAGACCAACUACAGCAUUUACAAUUGGCUCAACAUUUAGCAAAACUGUUUAAUGGAAAAUUCGGAGAGACAUUUCCAAUACCUCAUUCAAUGAUCAAUGAUGACAGCAGUUGUAGAAUAAGAUCCUUGAGAGAUCCGACAAAGAAAAUGUCAAAAUCUGAUCCUGAUCCCAAGAGCCGAUUACAAUUAACGGAUGAGCCGAAGGUUCUUUUAAACAAAGUUAAAAAGGCAAUAACGGAUUUCACCUCUGAAGUUACUUACGCACUAGACGAAAGACCUGGUGUCUCAAAUCUUAUCACCAUUCAUUCUUUGUUGAGUGGAAAAACACAUGAUGAAAUUUGCAGAGAAGCCCAAGGUCUUGAUACCGGAAGGUACAAACUGGUUGUUGCAGAUGUUGUUAUAGAAAAAUUAACUCCUAUUCGUGAACGUUUACUUGAACUCGAAAGGGAGCCUCAGUACUUGGAAGAAGUUUUAAGAAAAGGUGGUGAGAAAGCAACAGAUAUCGCCUGUGAUUGUUGGCAUGAAGUUAGAGAUAAAGUUGGGUUGAGUAAUAACGUAUUGUCGAGCGCGAGUAAACGGGAAUUAGGGAAACUGCAAAGUAGCCUGUAAGUCUGCAGAAAAACUGUUUAUUGUAAAUAAAAUAUAAUUAAUUAUUUAUA